Molecule: messenger RNA, 1470 nt
Organism: Beta vulgaris subsp. vulgaris (sugar beet)
Lineage: Eukaryota; Viridiplantae; Streptophyta; Magnoliopsida; Caryophyllales; Amaranthaceae
Exons: 1
Coding region: 1-1470 (489 amino acids)
Molecular function (GO): nucleic acid binding; RNA-DNA hybrid ribonuclease activity
Source: RefSeq, a predicted model, not a curated record
AUGGACUUGAAAGUCCCAAAAACUGGAAGGCCGUGGAGGUCAAUUUGUGCAGCCAUCCUCAAUCAUGCAGAUGCGAAGGCUCUUGCAAUUCAUGGUGUUCGAAAGUCCGUAGGCAAUGGUGCAAACUCUCUCUUCUGGCAUGACCCAUGGGUAUGUAAUAUUCCUCUAAAGAUAAUGUUUCCAAGACUAUUCUCACUAGCCAUAAAUCAGGAUGCCCUUGUAUCAUCAUACGGGCUAUGGGAAGGAUUUAAUUGGAUCUGGAGCUUUGCGUGGAAAAGAGGUUUAAGACCUCAUGAUUUAGCCGAAAAAUCUCGACUUGAUGAGAUUCUUCAUCAGGUCUUCCUGGACCAAGACUCAAAUGAUUCUCUAAUAUGGGCCUUCCACAAGCUGGGCCAGUUCUCUACCAAGUCCUUCACGCAGGAGUUAAGCAAACUUAAUCCGCCAGUUGUAAGCGAUGUGAUCAAAGGAGUGUGGAUGGGCCUUGUGCCGCAUCGUAUUGAAGUGUUUGUGUGGCUGGCCCUUCUGGGCAAAAUUAAUACUCGACACAAGUUGGCGUCCAUGGGAAUUCUGCCGAGUGAUCAAGAUGUAUGUCCCCUCUGCAAUUCUUUCCCAGAAUCAAGUGAUCCUUUGCUCCUUCACUGUGAGGUUUCGAGGCUUAUAUGGGGAUGGUGGAUGAACCUAUGGGCGCUUAAAUGGGUUUUCCCUAAAACCCUAAGCGACGCUUUCUCUCAAUGGAGGCUGGUGAAGAAGAAAAAAAAGUUCUUUCAAAAAGUGUGGGCUGCAGCUUUCUUUAUAAUAGUCUGGACGAUAUGGAAGGAGCGAAAUCUCAGGAUCUUUGAAGCCUCAUCAUCCAGUGCAAAAGAUCUUCAAGAUUUGGUGCUUCUCAGAAUAGGUUGGUGGAUAAGUGGAUGGGAUGAAGGAUUCCCUUACUCGCCGUCUGACAUUCAAAGGAAUCCAUGGUGUUUGGAGUGGGAGGGCAGUAAAGCACCAGCGAGUUCUAUUAUUCAUGCGCCAUCUUUCAUUCCAUGGUCACCCCCUCUCAAAAACGUUCUAAAAUGGAACGUAGAUGCCUCCGUGGACAUAUCGAAUUCAAGUGCUGCAAUCGGUGGUGUGCUUAGGGAUCAUGGUGGAAAAUUUGUCUGUCUCUUCUCAUCUCCCAUCCCUCUCAUGGAGAUAAACUGUGCUGAAAUUCUCACCAUUAACAGAGCCAUAUCCAUCUCUAUUCACAGUAGCUCGGUAAGAUCUAUGUGCCUUCUCUUGGAAUCUGAUUCCUCCAAUGCUGUAAUGUGGAGCAACAAUGAUAAUGGUGGGCCUUGGAACAUGAAACAUCACCUUAACUUCAUUAGAAGCUCGCGGAAGAAGAUACUAAACAUCGAGAUCACUUACAAAAGUCGCAAAUCCAAUUUUGUUGCGGAUUCGCUUGCCAAGCAAGGAUUGAAACGUCAAGAUGAGUUCAUAGCGUGGCUGUAA